Messenger RNA from Haemonchus placei, 396 nucleotides. Lineage: Eukaryota; Metazoa; Nematoda; Chromadorea; Rhabditida; Trichostrongylidae. The record is from the annotation of a GenBank genome assembly.
AUGGUCGACCACAAUAUUAAUCUCUACGGUCGACUCAGUCCAAGGAUGCGGCUCGACCCGGUCCAAGGGUGCGAAAAGGAGGUCCUUAUACUUUUGACCACUAAAAUGUCCUCAUCAGAUGCCGCGGAAUUCAUCAACGAUUACCGGCACCUCAAUGUCGCCAUAUCCCAAUACCGACAUGGUCAAUUCGAUGCUUGGUUGGCCGCACCACAUUUAUGGAACACUCUGCAGCCGAAUCCGGUGCCGAAUCCGUCAAAGCCAUCGUUCCCCUGGUUCGAGGUCCCCGAUAUUUCCAAGCCUCUUAUUUUAUCACAGCUAAUUUCUGUGAUAAAAUCAACUGGACGUAGAAUUUGCAUAGUGUCACUUCGUGAACAUAUCACAAACACGGAGUUGUGA